Molecule: messenger RNA, 1260 nt
Organism: Cucumis sativus (cucumber)
Lineage: Eukaryota; Viridiplantae; Streptophyta; Magnoliopsida; Cucurbitales; Cucurbitaceae
Product: L10-interacting MYB domain-containing protein
Exons: 4
Coding region: 147-1052 (301 amino acids)
Source: RefSeq, a predicted model, not a curated record
GCAAUCUUGCUGCUCUACAGCUUCAUUGUUCUGAGUCUUGGUUUGUUUACAGAACGUGUUUGAGUAGUAAUUGCAGUAGUAAUUGUCUCAUCUUCGACUAUGACAUCCUUUCUUCUUGUCAAAGAUAUCAAUGCAGUUCAGGAUUCAUGAAGAUCAAUCAUAUUGAAGAUGUUAAUCAAAUUGAUGUAUCAAGAUUUGAUGGGCCUUGGUCAUUUAAAAAUGAGACAAUUUUUAUCAAUUUGAUGGAAGAUGAAGUUGCAAAAGGAAAUCGUCCAACUACAACCUUUACCAAAACUAGUUGGACUUAUAUAAAGGAACAACUGUAUGUAAAAACAGGAUAUGCUUAUUCUCAUGAACAAUUGAAAAAUAAGUAUAACAGUCUUAGACAUCGUUACAAAGAAUUCAAAAAGUUGUUGAGUGAUAUUAAUGGAAAAGGUUGGGAUCCUGUAUUGGGAACUAUUACUUUAGGAGAGGCGCAGUGGACUAAUCUCAUUAAGGUUAACAAGAAAGCUAAGAAGUUCAAAAAGAGUGGAUGUCCACAUUACGGAAAAUUGAUGGGAAUAUAUGGAGAUACAAUUGCAACAACAGAGCUUGAUGCUCUUCCAUCUACAAAACUUUCUUCAGAUUCUGAAUAUGAUAAUAAAACAGAAAGUGAUUCUCCGAUGAGCAAUGAAGAUUGUGGAAAUAGUAGAGAUGAAAAUCAAGGUCAAAGUAGUAUGAGCAAGAAAUCUAAAAGAAAAAGAGAAGUCCUAAAUGAUAUAAUGUCAUCUUUCAAGGAAGCUUAUGUUGAGAAUUUAAAGAGGAGAAAUGAUAUACUUGAAGGAAGACUUUUUGGUUUUCCAUCAGGUGAAUUUAGCGAAAUUUCGUCAAAAGAAAGAGAUUAUGCUGAUGAAGACUUAAACAAAUGCAUCAAAAUUUUAAAUAGCAUGGUCGAUAUUGAUGAUAAAGCCUAUACAAAAGUAUUGAAACAAUUGGUUGCUGACACUACUUGGAGAAAAGCAUUUUUGUGUAUUCCUGAAUCAAGAAGGAGAGGAUUUGUUAAUAAUCUUUAAUUAUUUAACUAACUAAUUAGGUUAGAUGAUGGUUUGUACAAUUUUAUAUAGUUUUAGAAAAAGAAAAACUUAUACUUUAACUACUUGUUAAAUGUUUUUGGGUUUUAUAGUUUAUAUGUUAGAAAGACUUGGCUCAUGCCUCUUUUUUUUUUCCCUUUUACGAGUUUAUGAUAAUUUUUGGAUGAAAUUGAAACAUGUACAUUCUUGA